Molecule: messenger RNA, 825 nt
Organism: Baudoinia panamericana UAMH 10762
Lineage: Eukaryota; Fungi; Ascomycota; Dothideomycetes; Mycosphaerellales; Teratosphaeriaceae
Exons: 1
Coding region: 309-683 (124 amino acids)
Source: RefSeq, a predicted model, not a curated record
GUCCCAUUCAGUUGGUUUACGUCUGUUACUGCUCGCUCGGUCGCUCGGUCGAUUGCGUGCGUAGCUGUAUCUCAUUGAGCUAAGCAGAAGCUUCUCCAUCACACAUGAUGCACUUAUGUUUCGCGUCCAAGUUGCCUUCCUGCCUCCUCCCGUUGCGAAACAGAACCGCUGCCUCUCUUGACCCCACGCAAUCCUUGUCAACUUCAAUAACCCCUACUGGUCCUGCAUGUGUUCCUCACUGCUACUCGAGUGUAUCACGUGCACGAGAUUCGGUCGCACAAUGCGGAUGAGCAGUAGGCCUUACCAAGAUGGGGCCAGGAGGCGCGCUAGUAAUUCGUGCGCCAAGUUCGUGCCUUCCUUGUUCAACGCGGGAUCUGCGCAACGAUUACACCUACACGUUGACCACCGAAGCAUUUUUUUUCCAUUUCACUCCAGACAAUGCCGACAUACCACGGCAUCACGAUCGCACUACAACGCCAGAAUACGGCAUUCUGCCGUUACAUGAAACGCCAUUGCCAAAAGCAGUCGUUGAGUGGGUUCGAAGGCGUAUCGGAACCUCUGCAAGAAGGGAUUGCCUACUUCACCAGCUCACGGGGCACGACCGUCACAUCAAUCAACAACGGUGUGUCCGUAGACGUCAGCAUCCCAGCGCGACGUUCAAACCACUUCUGGAUCGCAUAUGACUGUCCGCGCCCCACGAGAGAUCUGGAAAGUCGUGCCUCAACUCUCCAGUACUGGUACCUCAAGCUGCUUAUCCAUGGCGACCUCUGGGUGAGCUGGGGUAUGGGUGAGCGCGAUCUGGGGUGUGGUUGAGCGCGAUCAAUG